CCCUGUCUGGUGGGUUUAUUUUACACCCAGCUGUAUCUUGGCUGUAAAGUAAUAAACUAAGGCUCCUGGCUUGAAGUGAUAUAAGACAGAUCUGCCUUGCUUUUAGGAAAAAAUCCGGUCCCCAGUGUCGCCCCAUCCCACGAUGCACUCCACCACAUCCAUCACUUCCCUCUUCUCCUUCACCAGUCCAGCUGUGAAAAGGCUGCUGGGCUGGAAACAAGGAGACGAGGAGGAAAAGUGGGCGGAAAAGGCUGUCGAUUCCCUUGUGAAGAAGCUCAAGAAGAAGAAAGGGGCCAUGGAGGAGCUGGAAAAGGCUCUGAGCUGUCCUGGCCAGCCCAGUAAAUGUGUGACCAUCCCUCGAUCCCUGGACGGAAGGCUCCAGGUGUCCCACCGUAAAGGUCUGCCACACGUCAUCUACUGCAGGGUGUGGCGCUGGCCGGAUCUUCAGUCCCACCACGAGCUCAAAGCGCUGGAUUGCUGCGAGUUUCCUUUCGGCUCCAAGCAGAAGGAUAUCUGCAUCAAUCCAUAUCAUUACCGCCGUGUGGAGACGCCAGUUCUACCCCCAGUCCUUGUGCCACGUCACAGUGAGUUCAACCCCCAGCACAGCUUGUUAGCAAAGUUCCGGAAUGCUUCCCUACACAACGAGCCUCUAAUGCCUCAAAAUGCCACUUACCCAGACUCCUUCCCUGCAAUGCCCUGUAGCUCGUUUUCUUCAUCUCCUUCCAGCUCUUUAAACCAGUCCCCCACUGCACACAGCUACCCAAACUCUCCCAGCAGUGGAACCGACCCUGGGAGCCCCUACCAAAUCACAGCAGAGACACCUCCUCCACCCUACAGUAUGAUGGAGACCCCUCCGUCUGAGGAUGUGAAACCAGAAGAGUCCUCCAACCCCAAUAAACUCAUUCUGUCAGCCCCUCAUAGAGACUUGAGGCCAGUGUGUUAUGAGGAACCAGAAUACUGGUGUUCAGUGGCAUAUUACGAACUGAACAACAGGGUGGGUGAGACAUUCCACGCCUCUUCCCGAAGCAUCCUCGUGGACGGCUUCACAGAUCCCUCCAACAACAAGAACCGAUUCUGUCUCGGAUUACUAUCCAACGUCAACCGGAAUUCUACCAUUGAACACACUCGCAGACACAUAGGCAAAGGUGUGCACUUGUAUUACGUCGGAGGGGAGGUGUACGCAGAGUGUCUGAGUGACAGCAGUAUUUUCGUUCAGAGUCGGAACUGUAACUACCAGCAUGGUUUCCACCCCACCACCGUCUGCAAGAUCCCGAGUGGAUGCAGCCUCAAGAUCUUCAACAACCAGCUGUUUGCCCAGCUGCUGUCGCAGUCGGUAAAUCAUGGCUUCGAGGUGGUGUAUGAACUCACCAAGAUGUGCACCAUCAGGAUGAGUUUUGUCAAGGGCUGGGGAGCCGAGUACCACCGUCAGGAUGUCACCAGCACCCCCUGCUGGAUAGAAAUCCACCUGCACGGGCCCCUGCAGUGGCUGGACAAAGUUCUGACCCAAAUGGGCUCUCCGCACAAUCCUAUUUCCUCUGUGUCCUAAUGCAUUACAGGACAAGGGGAAUAUAGUUCCCCAAAAGACUUUUAUAGCAGCCCAAGACACAUAAAGCUCUCUCUCUGUCUUUUCAGUGGAUGUUUAUGGUACUGGUAUAGAAUCAGCCAGGAAAUAUCAUGCUGUUAAAUAAGCAGCUGUGUGGUUAGAUAAGUGUUGCAUUGUUUAAAAAAAAAAAAAAAAAACUUGCUAUUUCACAGUAUGUAGUAGCUGAGAUCAAUUCAGAUAGAAUUGCUGUAUUAGGAAGCCAAAGAAGUAUGUUAGUAGACAGGUACUUGUUCUGGAAAAGUUUUAUUUGUGUCAUAUUUGUGCCUUCUAUAACAUUUCAUGUUGUUUUGUUUUUUUCCACUCGCGUUAGCUUUCUUGUUUUUGUAAUACAGAAACCUCUCUUAUAUUUGUGCCUGAUUGUUUUAUGGCCAUAACACAAAAAUGAAAUUUAAAAACAAAACACCAGAAGUCGAAAAAUCCAACUACUUUGUAUUAAUGCAAAAGCUUUAAAACUACAGGUUAUCAAUUUUCACAAGAUCAAUACAAACUUCCUUUGCUUAUUGAGCUUACCCCGUCUUUAAAAUAAUAAAGCUGAUUGAACAA
Molecule: messenger RNA, 2146 nt
Organism: Rhinichthys klamathensis goyatoka
Lineage: Eukaryota; Metazoa; Chordata; Actinopteri; Cypriniformes; Leuciscidae
Gene: smad9
Product: SMAD family member 9
Exons: 6
Coding region: 143-1546 (467 amino acids)
Biological process (GO): SMAD protein signal transduction; cell differentiation; BMP signaling pathway
Cellular component (GO): heteromeric SMAD protein complex
Molecular function (GO): RNA polymerase II cis-regulatory region sequence-specific DNA binding; I-SMAD binding; DNA-binding transcription factor activity, RNA polymerase II-specific
Source: RefSeq, a predicted model, not a curated record